CUUUCUUUCAUCAUGUUUUUUGGCGCUGCCGACAACGAUGAGGGCGGCGCAGCGACCGUCGGCGGCUACGAGGAGCGACCUGCCGCCGAGGCCUUCUCGCCCUCUCCCGGCGGCGGUGGAUAUCACGAGAAUCGCACCUCCGGAGCGUCGCCCUCCAGUGGCGGCGGUUCUGGCGACUCGUACAAGCGUCGUCUGUUCCGCAGUGACGGCGGUUUGAUGCCCGUGACGAUCCGGAUGGUCCACGAGGCCGAGAAGGAGGGCAACAAGGUGCUCAUCAACGAGAAGGAGAUCUCGCAGGUCAAGAUAGUGGGCAUCGUCCGGGAGCUGACUGAGAACAAGCUGACGACCACAUGGAAGGUGGCCGACUACACGGGGGGGAUGGAGUGCCGCUUCUACUUCCCCAGCAGCGAGGCCAAGCCGCAGUACAUCCGGGACCGCAUCGCAGCGACGGACCAGCACACCAUGGUCAAGGUGUACGGGGCGGUCAAGUUCGACAACAAGCAGAACAAGCGCUACCUCAGCGUGCUGCAGAUCAAGCCCGUCGACAUACACGAGGAGAUGUACCACCUAGUGCAGGCGAGUAGCCACACCACACCACACCACACCACAACACACCACACCACACACAAUUAGCUGGAUGGAUGGUUUGCUGCUGGCCAUCAGGUAGCCCACACCCAUCUGACGUUGACGGGCACCAAGCUGGAGCAGUCGGCGGACCACCCCAUGUCGCCCGCACCAGCACAGAUCAAGCGGGAGGGCGGCGGCACGGCUGGUGGCACCUUCGCCCGCACCAGCGGCGCCAGCGGGGGAGGGGGAGGGCUGCCGCUGCAUCGCGUGCCUGAGAACAUCACCGAGCGUGUGCAGAGGGCGGUGGGUGCGGUGGUGGUCAUGGCUGACAAGGGUAGCGGGGUCAAGAAGGACUUCGUCGUGCAGAGGCUGGCGCAGGAGGGGUUCGGCGGUGAGCGGACUCGAAACGGGGUCUGGUGUGCACCCUCGGGCAUUGGAUGUGUGUGUGUGAGUGUGUGUGAGAGUGUGUGUGUGUGUGUAUGUGCAGCUCAGGAGGUGUUGGCGGCCAUUUCGACACUGUUUGACGAGGGCGAGGUGUUCGAGACCAUCGAUGACGAGCACAUCCAGGCCUCGUUUCAGCCCGUCAACUAAACCGCCAGCCGGGCAGACACAGAUCACACCACGUACGAAGACCACAAAAGGCAGGAAAGGAACCAAGCAACCGGCCGCCCUCCUGUUGUCCUUGUGCUCGGUCAGGUCAGCGAGCGACGCGUAGAGAUGGGUGGAUGGAUGGAUGGAGGGAGGGAGGGAGGGAGAGAGGGGUUGCGGGGUGCGUGGCCAGGUGUAGCUACGGCACGGCGGUCGCGCCUUGCCUUGUUCAUGCCUGUCUGAAUUAAGGGGAGGGUGUUCAUGGCUGAUAGCUGGACAGAGGCACAUAGGUACACAAGCAUCGCACGCGUUGUAUGAUGACUGACUGACUGACUGACGGAUGGAUGGAUAGGCGGACGGAUGGAAUGAUCUGCAUGGCGUGGAUGUUGCUGAAAGUGUGUGUGCCCG
Molecule: messenger RNA, 1563 nt
Organism: Vitrella brassicaformis
Lineage: Eukaryota; Vitrellaceae
Source: the annotation of a GenBank genome assembly